CUAAUCGCUAAACCUCUUACCAUGCAAGUCUUUUCUCCCUCUCACUCUAUCCGGCUAUCCCUUUUCUCUGGUGUCGUUUCUCCCUCUCACUCUUGAAUCCACAAUCUCCAUCUUCUCUCAGCACAAAAUUCCCAUUAUCCAGCAAAACAGCACUCACUUUGGCUUCCGAUUGACUGGAGUAAAGCUCGAUCGAAUCCCCUCCGGAGGAAUCGAUCUUCAAAGUUCCAUUUCUGGUUAUGAGAAGAACUCCAGAAUCAGAUUUCAGCGGCUGACUUCGAUUGGCGAGCCAGCAGGGCUUCUUAGUGUCCGAUUUGUACCAAAUCGAGAGUUUGUAGAGUGUGAAUCUCACUGAAUUAAUCAAAAUGUAUGGAAAGAAAGGGUGCGAGUUAGUGAAAGAACUUGCAGACGGCGAACCUGGGCAGCUUGCAGCGUACAAUAAUGAUCUAUUUUCUCAAGUACUGGAAGAAUGUAACAGCCAUUUCCUUCACCUACGAUCCCUGAUGAGCUCUACUUCAUUUGAAAAUUCAAGUAGUCAACAACCAUCUGAUGAUGCUGAUUACUAUGGUUUGCUAGUUCACCACCAGUCUCUGAUCCGCAACAAACGAUGUCUCAUGGCUUAUGUAUACAACCGCUCAGAAAUUAUUCGCAGUUUGAGUUGGACCCUUGAGCCUGUACUCCCUGAACAAAUCGAGGAGAAGCUUAGCAAUUCUGAAAAAGAAUAUUUCAAGAAUCACUCUGCAACCCUACAAUCAUACAUGGCAGAACUUGAUCUGGACUUGGGUGUGGAUAUGGUACCACCCAAAGACCCCUACAUCAAAGUGAGGGUCCUUGAUGACAUCGGUACUGUCACGCUCAGUGAUCAGUUUGCUAAUUUGGCUCUCCAUGCGAUUCUUUUUCUUAGGAGAACUGAUGCCGAGAAGUAUAUUGCACAGGGUUUAAUGGAGGAGCUCACAAGUUGAGUAGAGUUUUAUUUAUUCAUUGUUGGAUGAGCUCAUAAGGAGGUGAUUACCAAUUCUAAAUGGGUUCAACACUGUAAUGCAUUAACUAAUACAAGGCAGCAUCCCAAUAGAUUGUGGAGUAAUAUGUACCACAGAAUGGUUCUUGUGGUUGCCAUAAGCCCUGAUGAUGAACUCUCAUUUAAGACCCCAAUAUCUCAUUGAUGACAAAUUUUGAAGAAAAGACAGACGACCAGCUGACGUUCAAAGUCGCAGAGGGAAAAAAAUGUGAUGUAUUUACUAGCUGAAACAGUUUUGUUAGAGAAAGAAAAGAGAACGUUUUUGUAUGUUUAUUUUAUUCUCCAGAUUAUAAUAUUAAAGAUAUUUUUACUUCAACAACAUCACAAAUUCCGAAUCUAGACUUCUAUGUACCAUCUUCUCCCUCUUUGUUCUUCCCUAUAUUAUGAAUCACUUCUCUUUAUUCUACAGUAUUUCUCUUUUCUUUAUAAAUCCAUUUAAUUGUCAUAAUCAAUAUUUAAUCACUUG
This is a messenger RNA of Cuscuta campestris, 1481 nucleotides long. The record is from the annotation of a GenBank genome assembly. Lineage: Eukaryota; Viridiplantae; Streptophyta; Magnoliopsida; Solanales; Convolvulaceae.